Messenger RNA from Tarenaya hassleriana, 755 nucleotides. RefSeq lists its product as uncharacterized. Lineage: Eukaryota; Viridiplantae; Streptophyta; Magnoliopsida; Brassicales; Cleomaceae. Bases 109 to 510 code for a protein of 133 amino acids. The record is from RefSeq and is a predicted model, not a curated record. The transcript has a single exon.
AUGGAAAACCAGCCUGCAUUAAUCACUCAUACAUAUCUAUAAAUACGAACAGACAAAAGCCCCCAAAACACACAUUGGGCAUAAGAAACCCUCCAUCAACUGUCAACAAUGGCGAACUUCCUUACCAGAAGCAGAACAAGAUCAUCAUCAUCAUCAUCAAGAACCAGGACAACCAGAAGAACAAAGAAGAAACUAUCAGAUUCGGAGAACUCGACGAUGGGUCAGUGCAAGAAACAUCCCAAGCACAGGCAAUCUCCUGGAGUUUGUUCCCUCUGUCUGAACGAGAAGCUCUCGAAGUUGUCCCUCGAUUACUACGACUACACAUCUUCGUCUAGAGACCCUGAAACGGUGUCGUCUUGUUCGUCCUCUGUUUCCUCCUCGUCGGGUUCUUCCUAUCACUCUUCCGUGUCGUCGUGUUUGUCUCCUCUUCAUCAUCGCUACAGCGUAAUCGUCUCGAAAAAGAAGGAUGGCAAGAGACAGGGGUUCUUGUCAAGAUUAUUGCUUGGAUGAAGGAAGACGAACAGGAAACGAUAGAAUAGUUGAAGAGACACCCGAAUCCCAUUUGAUUACGUACGCAGAAGAAACUUAUAUUCUUUAAUUUUGUUAAUAAAGGUAAUCUCUUUUUUAUUUUUUGCCGCAAGAUCAAUUAACAGUUUGUAUGUGGAUCCAACACCACCAAAGAGUCGACGCUAACGGCUUCAUUUUUUCAAUGAUUUCGCAAUUGUUUGUAUUCAUUUGGGCAGAAAGAUCAAUUA